Molecule: messenger RNA, 1320 nt
Organism: Didymosphaeria variabile
Lineage: Eukaryota; Fungi; Ascomycota; Dothideomycetes; Pleosporales; Didymosphaeriaceae
Exons: 1
Coding region: 1-1320 (439 amino acids)
Molecular function (GO): protein dimerization activity
Source: RefSeq, a predicted model, not a curated record
AUGGCCCUCAACUGGAAUGCCUUUCUCAUUGAUGAGGCCUUCAAUAUACCGAACGAUCAAUGGCCGGACAUCACAACACCACCAACAGACCCUACAUCUGACAUGCCAAAGUCAAGCUCGACCCGCACUUCAGGCUCAGCAGAACCUGAAGUCAUCGCCAACUUCGACUCCCUCCUCAACGGUACAUCAGCUGAUCCUUACUUCAACGACUCCCUCUUUGCCCCCAACGAUUACUUCCUAAGCGACCUCGAGGUGCUGCAGCCCUUUGGCGACUCGACCACUGGCGGCGAAUCAACUUCCGAAUCAUCGCCAGAGCCCUCUGUUGGCACCGCCUUGACCGGCAACAGCCCUUUGACCUCUGAGAACCCCGCCUCGUUCAACCGUUUCGCCCACAUGUCGCUCAUGCAGAAGCCAUCCAUCUCGCGAGCCAACACCUUCCCCAACCCACAGUACGAGUCGUUGUUCCCCAACAACCUUGAUUCUGGCUUCGUUGAAGACCUCACCUUCCCCCAUGGACCCAACGGACCGAAUAGCUCACCCAACUCAACAAACACGACGACUGAGAACAAACCAUCAACAGGCACAACGACUAAACGUCAACACAAGGCCAAAGCUGACAUCCUUUCGGCAUGCUGGACAUCGCCGCUGUGCCCCAACCACGAUCAGGAUGGCCCACCCCCGAAUCCCUCAAGUUGUGGAGGCGGCUGUGCUCCCUUCUUGUUCGCUAACGAUGAUACCCUCCCCACCUCCACCAUCAGCAACCUUCUCAGCGAAGCUCAGGAAGUCAUUGCCGAAGACGGCGUUGUCGAGAUCAAGUCACAUUCGAAGAGGAGAUCAGAGAGCGAUGCCUCAGCCGAUGAGCCGCUGGGACGCCAAUUCACAUCCCGAAAUAGCAUCGACAACGAGAGUGCUAAGGUGAAGAGCGAGUCCGAAGACUCACCGCAAGCUCCAGCAUCCGAGGACAAGGCCAAGCCACGCCGCCGAUUACCCCACAAUCAGGUUGAGAGAAAGUACCGAGAGUCUCUCAACACCCAACUCGAAUCGCUCCGCCGCGUCGUGCCCUCACUCCAGCAGAAUCAGCGUGGUUGUGACGGCGCCGACAUUGAGGACCUCCCCACGCCCUCAAAACCCAGCAAAGCCGUCAUCCUCGCCUCGGCAACCGCGUACAUCAAGUCCAUGGAGAAAGACAAGAAGACGCUCCAAGACGAAAACCAGCUGCUCAAGACACGCAUCAAGGCCCUGCAGGCACUCGUAAAGUGCGAGGAUUGCUCGCUAAUGCAGUACGUUAUGGACCUGAAGAUCAACCAGCAGCCCAAGUGA